This is a messenger RNA of Brugia malayi, 750 nucleotides long. RefSeq lists its product as uncharacterized. Gene Ontology annotation, molecular function: tRNA-intron lyase activity; nucleic acid binding. The coding region runs from base 1 to 750 and encodes 249 amino acids. Gene Ontology annotation, cellular component: tRNA-intron endonuclease complex. The record is from RefSeq and is a predicted model, not a curated record. The transcript is spliced from 2 exons. NCBI's taxonomy places the organism in Eukaryota, Metazoa, Nematoda, Chromadorea, Rhabditida, Onchocercidae. Gene Ontology annotation, biological process: tRNA splicing, via endonucleolytic cleavage and ligation; tRNA-type intron splice site recognition and cleavage.
AUGGAUUUAUUGAUUUUUGAACGUAAGCGUGGAACUGUAAGGAAUUGUAAAAGACCUGUAUCUGUUCCGAUUGGUAAAUAUUACGGGACAUUGAAAGGUGAACAAGUUAUAGUGUCAGAUUUGAAAUCAGCAGAUGAUUUAAAUGCAUUUGGAUGUUAUGGUGAAUUUUUGCAACGACGUGAGCCACGUGUAUCAAUGGAAUGUUUUGAAAGUAAUGCUCAUCAACAACACCAGCAAGAAAGAUCAGCUAAAAUUUGGAAAAGAUUAUGGCCAACUGAUAACUCUCUUCGUUUGAGUAUGGAGGAAGCAAUGUAUCUCAGUGCGGAAAUCGGAGUCUUGCAAAUAUCUGCUGAUAACGGACAAGGAUGUAUGCCGGAUGAAGUAUGGAAGACAUUCUUUGGUUGUUAUGGAAUUCGCUUUGUGAGACGCUAUGCAACUUACCGGUAUUUUAGACAUCAGGGUUGGGUCGUGCGAUCUGGCAUUCAUUGUGGGGUGGAUUUCAUGCUCUAUCGUGAUGGACCCGAAUAUUAUCAUAGCAGCGCGGCGGUUCGAAUUGUUUCUAAAGGAAGUAAACGUGAUGCAUCAGCCUUUAUCGCACUUAACAGGGAGUUGAAUAGUAUAAAGAAGACAUUGAUAGAAGUAUUAGUGGUUGUUCCUGAAGACUGUAAUAUUGAGAGCAUCGAUUCCAUCCGCUGUAUUUCUGUUAUACACUCCAGUGCCCUCACAUGGAAGACGUCUGAUGAUCGAUGA